UCUCUCUCUCUCUCUCUCUCUCAGUUUCAAAGCCAAAGUACUACAUCACUUUGGUUCUAUAAAGACACGCAACAGAUGCAACAAACCCAAUAAAGGAAAAAACUGAAACAAGCCCAUAACCUUAAGCAAUUCUCUCUCUCUCUCUCUCUCUCUAUCUCUCUGUAAAGUAAUAAUGGGGGAUAUGUACGAGUAUGACAAAAAGUCUUCCUGUUCAUCUUCAACUUCAGCUCCUCAGCCUCAUCUUCAGCAGCUUCCUUCAACUUCUGCAAGUGCUCCAGAUGAAAUCUCGCUUUUUCUUCAUCAAAUCCUUCUUCGUUCAUCUCCUUCUUCUUCAUCUUCUCUCAUGGCCAACGCAGUUAAACAAGGGACAUCGAAUGUAAAUCCUGACCGUACUUGCCGAUCAGCUCUUCUCCAAGAUGGGAUCUCGGCCGUUGAGUCUCUAAGUGGUAUCAGCGCUGGCUCUGGUGGUGUUUUCCUCUCCAAUGUGUCAACCUCUUCACUUGGAGGAGCGAGUGAGAAUGAGACUGAUGAGUAUGAUUGUGAAAGCGAGGAGGGUCUUGAAGCGUUGGUGGAAGAUGUGCCUGACAAACCAGUUUAUCCUCGUGGUUCAUCAAAGAGAAGCAGAGCUGCAGAAGUUCAUAAUUUGUCUGAAAAGAGGAGGAGGAGCAGGAUUAAUGAGAAAAUGAAGGCAUUGCAAAAUCUGAUUCCAAAUUCUAAUAAGACAGAUAAGGCUUCGAUGCUUGAUGAAGCUAUUGAAUACCUAAAGCAGCUUCAGCUCCAAGUACAGAUGUUAUCAAUGAGAAACGGGUUGAGUUUGCAUCCUAUGUGCUUACCAGGAGCACUGCAGCCCAUCCAGUUCCCCCAGAUGAGAAUGGACUUUGGUGAGGAAUAUAGGCCCCUGCAUUUGGACAUGACAGGCACAAAUCCUUUGAACAAAGAAACCCCAUUGCAUGAUGCAUUCACUCUACCCAACCAAUGCACUGCAUCAAACCAGCCAUCAGUAUCUAAUAUGUCAAAUAUAAUAAAUUCAGAAACCUCAUUUGGGCCUAUUCAGGCUCCUUUAGGACCCUUUCAACUGCACACCUCAUCUGAGGAUCUUUGCAGGGAAGACAUUUUGCAGCAUCAGCAAUCAAUUGUGAACCAUCCCGAUACCAAUCCAGUAGAAAUUGACAUGGGAGCCCCAGCAUCAGUAUCACUUCCCUUUAAUACACAAGCAUCUAAUCUAAAGGACAGUGGCUCUCUCCAAACAUGCAUUUCGGGAAGAGAGCGGUCAGAAGGUUUGCUUCUAAGGAAUAUAGAGCACAACCUUAUACUUACACCACAUUUGAGCAUGAACACAGGAAGAAGUGCCUCCAAUGACGAUGCGAAGAUGGAAAAAUGAGAGUUUUGAAGUUUGCUAAACUGUUUGUCACUCCUUAACUUUUUGAAUAUGGUUUAGCUAGCCUAGCUUUUGUAAUUCUUCAUAUUUGCUUAAGAUAGACUGGUAUUUUUAACUUAUCUUAAGUUGAGCUGCGAUUGAGCAGAAUUUGUCUGUCUCUUCAAUGCAUUGGGGUUGGGCAAUGCUUGUAGAACUAAUGGUACAAAAUGGGAGAUGAGCCAUAUAUAAAGUUAUCCUCAAGCUGAGAAUUGUGUCCAUCUAUGAGGAUAUAGGUAUAUGAAAAAAUGUUAAAGUUAUUGGUUUUAGCCUUUAAGCUGAAAAUGAUGCAUGAUUAUUGCCAUUCAGUUGUACGUGUAGUUGGGUAAACCUGUCAAUGACAAUGGCAAAAACCUAACUAGGUGUCAUCAAGGCACCAACUACCCCAUGCUAUUGCCAUUAUCAGUGUGAUGAUUUUCUAA
Quercus lobata is the source of this 1836-nucleotide messenger RNA. RefSeq names its product basic helix-loop-helix (bHLH) DNA-binding superfamily protein (gene ALC). Gene Ontology annotation, molecular function: protein dimerization activity. The transcript has 8 exons. The coding region runs from base 173 to 1381 and encodes 402 amino acids. Gene Ontology annotation, cellular component: nucleus. The record is from RefSeq and is a predicted model, not a curated record. NCBI's taxonomy places the organism in Eukaryota, Viridiplantae, Streptophyta, Magnoliopsida, Fagales, Fagaceae.